Messenger RNA from Pyricularia grisea, 1931 nucleotides. RefSeq lists its product as uncharacterized. The record is from RefSeq and is a predicted model, not a curated record. Gene Ontology annotation, biological process: pyrimidine nucleotide-sugar transmembrane transport. NCBI's taxonomy places the organism in Eukaryota, Fungi, Ascomycota, Sordariomycetes, Magnaporthales, Pyriculariaceae. The transcript has 3 exons. Gene Ontology annotation, cellular component: Golgi membrane; intracellular membrane-bounded organelle. Gene Ontology annotation, molecular function: pyrimidine nucleotide-sugar transmembrane transporter activity. Bases 286 to 1563 code for a protein of 425 amino acids.
GGCAGAGACUCGUUAGUGGCUUUGGAGAACAAGAGACUGACUGACUGACUGACUGAUCAAUCCAACCCCAACAGCUCGGCUCUCAGCAAUUUUUGUUUAGACGACAUUAUUGGGAGCUGAUCUCGAAUUGACUCGAGCUUGGAACAGAAAUCGCGAAGCAUACGUCCAGAAUUACUUGCUUGUCCAACAUUGCUACUAUACCUUGACGACUUGCCUAGCAAUUCACCAGCGGAAACUAAUCCAGCUCCUCAUCGCGUUCGGUUGACCCGACCUACAUCAGCCAAGAUGGCGUCCAGAGCCAUGGUCCCGUUUCUGGUGGCCAUGAUGUUAUUGACCGGUGUUUGCAAUACACUGUUGACCAAGUACCAAGAUAAUCAAUGCGUCCGCAACUGCGAGGACCCAGACCCCAAGAAGCGGGCACACUUCGAGCAGCCCGUGAUCCAGACGGCACAAAUGUUCGUCGGUGAGAUGGGUUGCUGGCUAGUCAUUGGCCUCAUGACACUCCGCGAGCGCUACAUGGCCAGGAAGCAGGCCGCCGGCUACGAGGCCGUCCGCAGCUCCGACGAGGUCCCCGACGCGGACGACGCCAGCGUGCACUCCAACACGGCCCUCAACGGCUCCAAGCCCGUCCUCGGCCAUGACUCGAUGCUCGCGGGCGUUCGCGUCUUCCUCCUCGCCAUACCCGCCAUCUGCGACAUUUGUGGUACGACUCUCAUGAACGCCGGUCUGCUCAUGGUGGCCGCCUCUAUAUAUCAGAUGACCAGGGGUGCGCUUGUCCUCUUUGUCGGCCUGUUCAGCGUUGUGUUCCUCCGCCGGAGGCUGCACCUCUUCCAGUGGCUGUCUCUGGUCGGUGUCGUCACCGGCGUUGCCAUCGUCGGCCUCGCCGGUGCCAUAUAUCCUGACCAGGCCAAGCCCGGCUCUCCACACAGCGAGGUGGUGCCCACGUCUUCGCCCUUCCAGGUCGCCUCCACCACCGAAGGCGGUCUAGAUGCCAAUGCUCUGCGCGCCGUCGUCGGCGUGCUUCUGAUCGCCGGUGCCCAGAUCUUCACCGCAACCCAGUUCGUGACCGAGGAGUGGCUCCUCGAGCGCUCGACCAUCGAGCCAAUCCGCGUCGUCGGCUGGGAGGGCAUAUUUGGCUUUUCCGUUACCGUCCUGGGCAUGAUCGUCAUGCACCUCGCCGUCGGCCGCACCGAAGCCGGUAAAUAUGGGUACUUUGACAUGGUUGAGGGCUGGCGGCAGAUGGUUGAGAACCCCAAGGUGCUGGUUUCCAGUGUCCUCAUUAUGAUCAGCAUCGGUGGAUUCAACUUUUUUGGACUCUCCGUCACUCGCUCCGUCAGUGCCACCUCGCGCUCGACAAUCGACACCUGCAGGACCCUCUUCAUCUGGAUCGUUUCCCUCGGCCUCGGCUGGGAGACGUUCAAGUGGCUGCAGGUGCUGGGCUUUGGAUUCCUGGUCUACUUUACCUUCCUCUUCAAUGGCAUUGUCCAGCCUCCGUUCAAGUUCCUCCAAGUCGAUGAAGAGAUUGAAGAGCUGCUGCCAGAGGAGCCAGUGGAGCACAUUUGACGAAAGCUCAAAGUUUACAUCGGCAUGUCGAUCCGAUACCUGGGGACCAAAGUGUGGGCCUCGAGCCAUGCGUGCCCUUCCAAGAGACGCAUGGUUUUUCCUAUGUUUGUUAUUCUCCUUUGGUCGGGAUAGGCGUUUAUCGGGUCAGGGGCGUUGACGGUUUAUUUAUGCUAGUGUUUUUCACCUUGGCUAGAUUGGCAAAUGUUUGGCUGUCAUUCUGCAUUUUCUUUUUCCGUCUUUCCAAUUCCUCUUGUAUUUCCCAGUUAUAUUCACAUUGUGAUUUAAUACAAAAUAUCACAUUGGGUUCGCCAUGAUCUGCAACUCAUAUCAAGGUUUGCUGUCUAGGGUUGUACUAAACAUUUCCCUCC